AUGGCGGUGGCAGGACCUCGAGGCUGGAUCUGGGGGGUGUUGUGCCUUGUAAUGGCUGGGGUUUGGGCCAAGGAGACGGUCUUGCUGCGCGAGACCUUUGAGGACUACAGCCUGAAUCAGUGGACUCGAUCCGGGGCCACCAAGCCAGGGGCGAGCGCUGACAUUGCGCAGUAUGCGGGUCGCUGGGCCUUGUCCAAUGGUUCGCUGGUCAUGAAAGGAGCCAACCAACACUAUGGUCUUGCCAAAGCCUUGGAUAGCCCGUUUUCCUUCAAAAAUGGUCUACCCCUUGUUGUCCAGUAUGAAGUGCGCUUCCGCCAGGUCAUGGUUUGUGGCGGCGCAUACAUCAAGCUACUUGAAUCGACCGCAGACUUGACCCAGCUCAACGACAAGGCCCCUUUCACCAUCAUGUUUGGCCCAGACAAGUGUGGAGAUGAUGCAAAGUUGCACUUUAUUUUUCGCUACCCGCACCCGCGCACCGGUGUGAUGCGCGAGGUUCAUGCCCGCCGCAUCGAAAACGUCGAAAAACUCAUCUAUACUGACAAGAAGACACACCUCGUGACGCUUGUGCUCAAACCCAGCGGGGAAUUUGCGCUGCGCAUCGACCGCAAGCAGGUGUUGCAAGGCGACAUGGCUAGCAGCGAAGACUGCGAUCCCCCGCUUCUGCCCCCAGCCGAAAUUCCUGACCCCAGCGAUCAAAAGCCCGCCGAUUGGGUUGAUGAAGAGUUUAUUGAUGAUCCCACCGACCAAAAGCCAGCUGAUUGGGACGAGGAAGCACCUCAGUAUAUUCCGGACCCUACUGCACAAAAGCCCGAGCUUUGGGAUGAAAAUGAACCGAGUAUGAUUCCAGACCCAGCUUCGGAGCGCCCAAUGGACUGGGACGAUGAAGAGGAUGGCGUUUGGGAGUCGCCACGCAUUCCGAACCCAAAAUGUGAAAUGCAUGGCUGUGGGCCUUGGACAGCGCCGUCCGUUGCCAAUCCGCAGUUUCGUGGUGUCUGGCAACCUCGUCGUCUGCCCAACCCUGACUAUUUUGAGGACGCGGCGCCAUUUGACAAACUACGAGAUAUCGGUGCCGUCGCGUUUGAGCUCUGGACCAUCACCCCAGAUGUACACUUUGACAAUCUUAUCGUAACCACGGAUGAGGCAGAGGCAGACCAAAUGGCUCGCGAACUCUGGUUGCCAAAGCACACAAAUGAGAGCUCUGGUGAAUGGCACUUUGGGCCCUUUGAACCUAUUGUGGAAUUGCUAUUGGAGUGGAUUGACGAAGCAAACGCCAACCCUUUGCUUUACAUCCUAUACACGGCCGGCCUGUCCCUGGUGGCCGCUCUGCUCAUCUUGGUGUGCUCCCCCAGCAAUGACGCCACACCGUCUUCUGCUACCGGCCAGAAGCAAGAGAACAACGCUCGAGCCCACGCUCGGGACGAGCAGGACGAUGGGCCUACCAGUCCAGCAUCCGAGCCCACGGCCAACGUCCGCCGGCGUCACACACGCGCUUCGGCCGAAUAG
This is a messenger RNA of Monosiga brevicollis MX1, 1503 nucleotides long. RefSeq lists its product as uncharacterized. Bases 1 to 1503 code for a protein of 500 amino acids. The transcript has 15 exons. Gene Ontology annotation, biological process: protein folding. The record is from RefSeq and is a predicted model, not a curated record. Gene Ontology annotation, cellular component: endoplasmic reticulum membrane; endoplasmic reticulum. NCBI's taxonomy places the organism in Eukaryota, Choanoflagellata, Craspedida, Salpingoecidae. Gene Ontology annotation, molecular function: calcium ion binding.